AUGUCCAACUUCGUCUCUUCCCCCCGUAUUCCCUCCGAUGCAGCACAUCUUCUAAACUCAUCUCAGAUCUCUUCAUCCUUGGGAAGAUCGGUCAAUUCACCUCUGAGCACACAACCAAAUCUCACGUUCAGUGAUGCUCUGCAGGAUCAAAACGCUCCAGCUGCCGAACAAAAGCCGCCUUCGACUUUCCGCCGGAAUAUCGAGGUUCCGAAGGUGAUUGAUGUGACUGGUGAAAAGGUCAGAGAGCUGUUUGAACAGUUCGUAGAGGAGUUCGUGGAUCCAGAGCCCGAGAGGGGUCAUAUCUAUAUUGCGCAGUUGAAAAGUAUGGCUGCAUUUGAAAUUACCACGUUUUACGUGGACUACCAGCACUUAGUGGGCCGGGAAAACGGUGUGUUGGCCACCGCCAUUCUUGAACAGUACUACCGUUUCUAUCCCUUUUUGCUUAAAGGCUUGAGAAAAUUGCUCCUGGUAUAUGCACGGGAAGCGUUGCAGAAGAACCUCUUGGGUGACGCUGCUGACAUCGAUGGGGAAUUCCGUGAUAUGGAGGCUGGCUCUUCAACCACCCAGGAUUCCACCAAGAUAGAUAAGGUCUUCCAAAUCUCUUUUUUCAAUUUGCCUGUCACUCAUAGAAUUCGUGAUAUUCGUACCGACAAAAUUGGCUCUUUGAUGGCCAUUUCCGGUACUGUCACCAGAACCUCAGAGGUACGCCCUGAGUUGUAUAGAGGCUCCUUCACUUGCGAGAUGUGUUCUGCUGUUGUUGAUGGCAUUGAGCAAGUAUUCAAGUAUACUGAACCUACCACCUGCCCCUCGUGUCCCAACCAGUCGUACUGGACUCUCAAUGUUGCCAAGUCGCAGUUUAUCGACUGGCAAAAGGUCCGCAUUCAAGAAAAUUCCAACGAAAUUCCCGUGGGAUCAAUGCCUCGUACUCUAGAUGUCAUCAUGCGCGGAGAAGCGGUCGACAGAGCUAAGCCGGGUGAUAAAUGUAAAUUUACUGGAACUGAAAUCGUCAUUCCUGACAUUUCUCAGUUGGGGCUCCCUGGUCUUAAGGCUCAAAGUAUGAAGGAGAGUGUUCCUGUUGCUUCUGACUUGAACUCUGGUGUUACGGGUCUCAAAGCUUUGGGUGUGCGUGAUCUCACUUACAAACUUGCAUUCUAUGCUUGCCAUGUUGCCUCCAUUGUAGCCAAGGCUUCUGAUAGUGCCGAGCUUGGGGAGAAAGAGCUUGAGUAUCAGGGUCCGAAUGAGCAGGAGGUGUUCUUGAACUCCCUAUCCGAUGCAGAGGUCUCUCAAUUAAAGGAGAUGGUGAAGGAUGAAUAUGUCUACGAUAAACUAGUACGGUCAAUAGCUCCUGCAGUAUUCGGUCAUGACACUAUUAAAAAGGGUAUUUUGUUGCAGUUGCUUGGUGGUGUCCACAAGAAAACGGUUGAGGGUAUCAAUUUGCGUGGUGACAUCAACGUCUGUAUUGUCGGCGAUCCUUCUACCUCCAAGUCUCAGUUCUUGAAAUACGUUUGCAACUUCUCCCCACGUGCAGUUUACACUUCUGGUAAGGCCUCUUCUGCCGCUGGUUUGACCGCUGCUGUGGUCAAAGAUGAGGAGAGUGGCGAGUUCACAAUCGAAGCUGGUGCCCUCAUGUUGGCCGACAAUGGUAUUUGUGCCAUUGACGAAUUCGAUAAAAUGGACAUUACUGAUCAAGUUGCUAUUCACGAAGCCAUGGAACAACAAACUAUAUCUAUCGCUAAGGCUGGUAUUCAUGCAACUUUGAACGCCAGAACCUCCAUUUUAGCCGCUGCCAAUCCAAUCAGCGGUAGAUACAAUCGUAAAAUGGGACUUCGAGCAAACUUGAACAUGACUGCUCCCAUCAUGUCCCGUUUCGAUCUUUUUUUUGUCGUUUUGGAUGAAUGUAAUGAGAGGGUUGAUGCUCAGUUGGCUGACCAUAUCGUUGAUCUCCAUAUGCUUCGUGAUGCGGCAAUAGACCCCCCAUUCUCAGCAGAGGAGUUGUCAACAUACAUCAAAUAUGCCAAGACUUUUAGACCAAAGAUGACGAAAGAAGCGCGCGAUUUCUUGGUUGCAAAGUAUAAGGAAUUGAGAAGUGAUGAUGCGCAAGGCAUCAGUCGUUCUUCUUACAGAAUCACUGUCAGACAGUUAGAAUCCAUGAUCAGAUUAUCGGAGGCUAUCGCACGUGCCAAUUGUACUGAAGAAAUUACCCCUACUUUUGUUUCUGAGGCAUAUGACUUAUUGCGUCUGUCUAUCAUCAGAGUCGAUUACGACGAUGUUGAGAUUGAAGAAGAAGCAAACCCAGACGACCCAGACCCAAAGAAUGAGGCAAUUGAUGAAGAUGUGGAGACUGUCGAUCCUCGCCCAGAGGGUUCUUUGCAACAACCAGCCGAGGCUGUGCCUCAACCGGCUCCGAAGACCACCGUCACUUACGAUAAAUUCGUGGCUAUGAUGAAUUUGAUGGUGAAGAGAGUUGCUGAAGAUGAUGCUGCAAAUGGUGAAGGUUUAACCCUGGAGGAGCUAGUUGAAUGGUAUUUGCACCAAAAAGAAGAAGAUCUUCAUUCCAUCCAAGCAUAUCAUGAGGAAAGAGCUUUGGCUUUCAAGGUCUUGAAACGUCUUGUGAAGGACAAGAUUUUGAUGUCAAUUACCAGUACCGCAGACAACGGACUCCCAAUACAAAGCAGCGAAAGCGACGCAAACGCAGGAACCGCUAGGGCCGUCCCAACCGCUCCAAACAUGCCAAGCAAGACCGUGUACAUCAUUCAUCCAAACUGCGCUAUCCUAGAUUUUUUCGAUGCGCAAAACAGAGAAGAGGCUACACAGCAGGAAGAACAGAGCUAA
Molecule: messenger RNA, 2832 nt
Organism: Australozyma saopauloensis
Lineage: Eukaryota; Fungi; Ascomycota; Pichiomycetes; Serinales; Metschnikowiaceae
Gene: MCM6
Product: MCM DNA helicase complex subunit
Exons: 1
Coding region: 1-2832 (943 amino acids)
Biological process (GO): DNA replication initiation; mitotic DNA replication; double-strand break repair via break-induced replication
Cellular component (GO): MCM complex; nucleus
Molecular function (GO): single-stranded 3'-5' DNA helicase activity; ATP binding; single-stranded DNA binding
Source: RefSeq, a predicted model, not a curated record